AUUCACACAUAUGGCCAGCCUUUGGACUGUGGGAGGAAGAUGGAGCACCAGACAUGGGGACAUUGGAGAAAAUGGAUGGACUGAUGGUUGUAUUUACAGGGAUGUAUUGGGGAGGGCUGCGCUGUUUCCAUACCUUCUGAUAUGACAACACAAGUUUGGGGGUUUCACGGAGGGCGGUGGCACCCUAGGACCCCACUUUGGCUCUGUCCUUGCUUUGUUCUCUUUUAGGAUCAGCUGCCAAAAUUUUGAGGUUUUAAAAGAAAGGCGUGGUUUAUUUAUUUUGGAAAUUAUGAAUGAAUGUUUAUUGUUAGCUUAACAUCUGUUUUAUUCUUUCUCUGGGCUUCAGUUAGAUACUAAUUUGCAGAAGGUUCCCGCCGCUUCAUCCUUAUCUUCUGUUCCUCUGUUUCCCACCGCCCAUGAAGGCAGCACCGCCCCUCUCAGAGUGAGUCCGCCUCUGCGCUCCAACCGAGAGGCACCGACUGACUGGCUGCGUGGGGAUCCGGUGUGGGCGCACCGGAGGACUUUCCUAUAAAAGCAGGGAUCCCACGACUAGACGCGCUCUUCUCUCUCAGUCCACGGCAGACAGCAGCCGCUCUUCCCCGCGAACAGCUGCUUCAUUCCCCCCGUUAUAGUUUGGAAAAUCCUCUCAACCUCCUCCAAAGGAAACCUUAGUCUAUGGUUCUGACUGACGCGCCUACAAGGAUGUCCCGGACCGACGAGGUGCACCGCAUAACGGAGAAUGUCUACAAGUCCAUCAUGGAGCAGUUUAACCCCUGCUUACGGAACUUCAUAGCCAUGGCCAAAAGCUAUGAGAAGGCGCUCACCAGUGUCACAUAUGCUGCAAAGGGCUACUUCGACGCUCUGGUGCGGAUGGGCGAGAUGGCCAGCGAAAGUCAAGGCUCUAAGGAUCUUGAAGAGGCAGCAUGGGAUGUGCUCUUUCAGAUGGCUGAAGUGCACAGACAGAUCCAGAUCCAGCUUGAAGAGAUGCUGAAGUCUUUCCACAACGAGCUGCUUACAGAGCUGGAGAAGAAGGUGGAACUGGAUGCACGUUACCUGAAUGCUGCACUGAAGAAGUACCAGAUGGAGCACAAGAGCAAAGGGGAGAGUUUGGAGAAGUGCCAGGCAGAGCUAAAGAAACUGCGCCGGAAGAGCCAGGGCAGCAAGCACCCAUCCAAAUAUGGAGACAAAGAGAUGCAGUACGUGGAGGCUAUCAGUAAUAAGCAAAGCGAGCUGGAUAACUACAUUGCGGAGGGCUACAAGAACGCUCUGUCUGAGGAGAGGAGGAGGUACUGCUUCCUGGUGGAUCGUCAGUGUGCUGUGGCCAAAAACAGCAGUGCUUACCACAGCAAGGGAAAGGAGCUUUUAUGCCAGAAGAUCCCACUGUGGCAUCAGGCGUGUGCCGAGCCCAACAAACUGCCAGAUCGUGCCAUGUUUCUGGCUCAGCAGAUGAGCGGUGCAGCGGGCACCAUGCCUCCUGGUGCUCAUCACCCUGGCAUGCCCAUCACUGAGCCUAUUCCCGGUGCUAAACCCCUGCCAGUGCCUCCAGAACUGGCAGCCCUCAGGGCCAGUGGUGGCAUGGGACAGCAGAGGCUGAUGGGAGGUGUGGAAGGAGGGAUGCCUGUGAUGAAUGGUACAGCCGGCGUCCACGGAGGAGAAGACUACCAGCAGUGGAUGGAGGGCAAAAUCGCCCAGGGCAAGGUGUCACCCCAGACUCAGCGGCAUGGAGGGGAGGUGUACUCCAACACCCUACCUGUGCGGAAGGCUGCCCCAGCCAAGAGCAAGACCACACUGACAGAGACCCGCACGCUGCCCCGGUCCAGCUCCAUGGCAGCAGGUCUGGAGAGAAAUGGAAGAACUCGUGUCCAGGCUGUCUUCUCUCAUGCAGCCGGUGACAACAGCACACUGCUCAGCUUCGCCGAGGGCGAUGUGAUAACCCUGCUGGUACCAGAGGCCCGUGAUGGCUGGCACUAUGGAGAGAAUGAGAAGACGAGGAUGCGUGGCUGGUUUCCCUUCUCCUACACUCGGGUGAUCACUGACAGCGAUGGAGACUCUAUGAGGCAACUUCGAGUACACAAUCUCCACCACGGCAAAAGCAGCAGCACAGGCAACCUUCUAGAGAGAGAAGACAUGGCUCUCCCCGUCCCUGAUUACGGCAUCCACUCCCGUAUGGCAGCACAGAGCGCCGCUGCGCUGCAUGGCAGACAACAACGCCCCUACAGUGUGGCGGUGCCAGGCUUCUCACAGCCGGGAGUUGAAGAGUAUGAACCACGCUUCCCCACGAGCGAUGAUGAUCCACCCUGUGAACCAGCCGUGGAAGCCCCAGCCAAACCACCUCUCUCCGACGAUGAGGACGAAAUCAAGGAAGACCAUCCCGAUGAAGCUCAGUAUGACUCCUUGGAGAAGGCUUCGACUACUUCGGGGGACUUCUGAGCUCUCUUUAAUGUAAACCAGCUGUAGGCAGAUCGCCCUGAUCCCUAAGCUGGAAGCCUCUCAUUUAGCCUCAGUAUUACAACAUAAUGAAAAGAAUGACAUAUAAUCAGCAACCAGAGCAUAUCACCGUAGCUGUAAUCUCUGUAUUAGCUGAGAGAAAAAUGUAAAUAAAUACAAGGAUUGAUUUAUAUUUGACCAUCUAUGUUAAAAAGCUGAGGUUUCCUUUGGAGUGGUGAUAUUUCAGGUGGGCAGCAGUGGAGUGGGUUCACUCUUGUAAAGCUUUUAAAGCCUACAAGCAGCGUGUGGUGUAUGAUGAGAAGAAUGAGAGCAGAUGCUGAUUUGUGUGGCUCAUUUAGCCAGAAUUAUUGUAUCAUUACCCAAAGACUGGCUUCAUGGAGGGAUCUGUAGAUCUGUAGCUGGUCUCUUUCCCCCUACCUUGUCAAUGAAAGGGCUUUAAAGUUUGACACUGUGUUAGGUGUCUCACCUUUGGGCCUCACCUGUCAGGACUGCCUUUUCACAGGGCAAGAACACAGUAUUGUUGUUGGAUAUGGUCCAUGUUACAUAUGCACCAUCAGAAAUGACUCAUCUAAACAAGUCAGAUUGAAACACAUCAUAAAAGUACAUUAGAUGGAAAAAAGAUAUCUGUAGAAUAUGUAUGUGCUGAUAGCGUCACAGCUGAUAAGCACACUGCUCGCUCACAGGAAAUCUUUUAUUGUGCAGUGCUAAUGAUGCAGCCUGCAGCUGUUUGUACCUACAUUUAAUAACAUGUAUGUGUAGGUUCUCAGAUUCAUCUUUGAUUAUUAUUAUUAUUGUUCUUAGUGAGCGAGCAAGAUCUUCAUGAUGUUUAAUUCAGUAACACAAUCGAUCUAGUUUAAGAAAACUGUAGCCAAGCAAGCGGUCACAGUAACGUGGGUUAUACUGGUUACAUUUAAAAUGCUUUUGGUUUCUCUGGUUUAUUAAGAUACAUUUUAGGUUCAUAAAGCACUGAAAAUGUACGACAGUACAAGUACCUGAGAGCUGUUCUAGUGCUCUGUAAACUGAAAUGAUGAAAGUAGCAUUUUAAAAUAUUUUGAAUAGAAACAUGAUAAAAUGUUUGGAUCUCUGAAAGCAGGCGUGGAGGCCUGUAGAAACUACAGUUUUGCAGGUAAGGGACGUUUGAUUUACAGUUAAUGUAAAAGACACAUAAUAUUCCUUAAAACAAUCCAAAUCAGGUGAUGGUAUCACAGAUAUUAAAGCCUCAAUAUGAAAAAUCCCACAUUGUAAUCCAAGUUGGUAUGAUCCACAGGUGUAUUACUGUAUUACUGAUGAACAGACAUGUGAGGUGAAUUCCUGUUUACAGUAAUAAGCUACAAUAAUAAAAGGUUAGAUCUUAAAAUAAAUUGGAAUUUAACUGGAGUUUAUCACCUUUCUGCAAACAGGUACAUUAGAUGGCAACAAAGCGUUCCACAUAUUUCCUCCAAAGUUAGCUGGUGUUCAGCUGCAUAUCAUCAGGAUAUUUCCAAGAAAGCCCCAUAGUUGUAAAUGAUAUCUUGGUUUCUGGAGAAAUGACUUCAGUACCCUCUCAUAUCUAAGAAAUUAUGCAGUACAGAAGUAAAAACAAAUAUUCAUAAUGAUUAAAUAAUUUUCUGCAGUGCUGGAAAUCACUCUGAACUUCUGUCAGAGAACCAAUGAUUAGCCAUUAAUAUAACUAUAAAAUACUUAAACACUAUUUUUUAUUUGUCUAAGGAAAUCAGAUCAGUUUGAGAUGAGAUCAGUUUAUGAAUCACAACUUUUCACUUAACCUUCACACUUUAAUUAUUAUACAUGUUUUUCUUAAAAAUGAUUAAAAGGAGCGAGUCUGAAAACACUCAAAAGCAUUUUCCCUAUAAUUCAUCCUAAAUUUGAUGGGACUUUUAGGAAAUAUCUGUGUAAUUACAGAUUAUACACACAUACCAGAUCAGCAGCUCCUUUUACAGGAAGAAACCGUGUAUAAGUAAAGAGCUGGAAAAUGUGUUAUAUGAAAGAAAUAUGUUAAUUAACAUGAGGGGUACUAAGCUAGCAGUCCACAUCAUAAAAUCACGUGAUUUGAUGGUAAACAAAUAGUUUUUAUUUGUUUUUUGGUUUAAUUCUGAGAAUAAAGAAUCAAGUCCUUAAUCA
Archocentrus centrarchus (flier cichlid) is the source of this 4566-nucleotide messenger RNA. RefSeq names its product BAR/IMD domain containing adaptor protein 2b (gene baiap2b). Bases 676 to 2430 code for a protein of 584 amino acids. NCBI's taxonomy places the organism in Eukaryota, Metazoa, Chordata, Actinopteri, Cichliformes, Cichlidae. Gene Ontology annotation, molecular function: cytoskeletal adaptor activity; protein binding. The transcript is spliced from 15 exons. The record is from RefSeq and is a predicted model, not a curated record. Gene Ontology annotation, biological process: plasma membrane organization; positive regulation of actin filament polymerization; actin filament bundle assembly. Gene Ontology annotation, cellular component: nucleoplasm; cytosol.